Molecule: messenger RNA, 981 nt
Organism: Lathyrus oleraceus (garden pea)
Lineage: Eukaryota; Viridiplantae; Streptophyta; Magnoliopsida; Fabales; Fabaceae
Product: thaumatin-like protein 1
Exons: 2
Coding region: 120-851 (243 amino acids)
Source: RefSeq, a predicted model, not a curated record
AAAACAAUAAAUAUUCAUUGACCACGAUAUAUCCAAUUAUGCUAUAAAUACAUACAUAUUGAAUUAAACUUCUAUCAUUGCACAAUAUCAACCAAGUAGCAAAUCAAAGUAAUUCACAAAUGGAAGUUGGUAUACUCUUUAUGCUGGUCUUAUCAACCCUUUUCCUUUCAGGUGCUAAUUCAGCAACAUUCACAGUCACAAACAAUUGUCCAUUCACCAUAUGGCCAGCUACACUCACCGGAGGUGGAAGCUCACAAUCAAUUUCAACUGGUUUUGAGCUAUCCUCCAAAGCUUCAACCACUCUCACCAUCUCAUCACCAUGGUCAGGAAGAUUCUGGGCAAGAUCUCAAUGUUCAACCGACGCAGCCGGCAAAUUCGUCUGCGCUACCGGUGACUGUGCAUCUGGUCAAGUACCAUGCAAUAAUGCAGGUGGAACUCCUCCAGUUUCACUGGUUGAGUUCACUCUUGCAGCAAACAAUGGACAAGAUUUCUAUGAUGUUAGCCUUGUUGAUGGCUUCAACCUGCCGGUUUCGGUAACCCCGCAAGGUGGUUCGGGGGAUUGCAAAGCAAGUAGUUGCCCUAAUAAUGUGAACCGUGUUUGUCCUCCGGAUUUUUCGGUUAAGGGUUCAGAUGGAAGUGUGAUUGCUUGCAAGAGUGCUUGCCUGGCUUUGAAAAAACCCGAGUAUUGCUGUAGUGGAUCUUAUGCUACACCUGAUAAGUGUCCACCAAAUGCUUAUUCAAAGAUUUUUAAGGAUCAAUGUCCUCAAGCUUAUAGCUAUGCUUAUGAUGAUAAAACUAGUACAUUUACUUGCUCUGGUGGGCCAAACUAUUCCAUCACAUUUUGUCCUUGAACAAAUAUGUGACAUAGAAAAAACUAUCUAGAUAGGAAAGAUUUGAUAUGUUUCUUCAUAUAUUAAUGUAUUAUGAUGUAUGAUAUUGAUAUGAUAUUUAAAUUACAAAUAAAUAUUUACUAUCAAAUAA